GUCAGAAGCUUAGUAAUGGAUUUGUGGGUGUAGUCAUCCGUCACUUCCUGUACGCACAUCCUCCCAAUGCAUCCGUCACCAAUCAAUCAGUGAACACUGUUAUCUGUCUUUGAUUUGGGGACAUAUUGCUCACACCAAACUCGUGGUAUAAAAGGAGUCGAUCUGCUCAGCGUGCACCAGAAGCAACACACCUGUUGGGUUUUGUUGUGCACUUACUUCAUUCAGUCGUCAGAGACAUGUCAGGGAAAGUUAUUGUGGUGUUUGCACUGCUGGUUGCACUGCUGGUAUCCUGUGCAGCUGGAGAGGCUGAAGACACUCAUCUACUACAGCAGCUCCUAGCCAAGAGGGAGAAAGUGAGAGGCACAGGUGGCAGACAGGAACCGGCGCCUCAGGCUGUCUCUGCACGAAUGGAGAGACGGGCACACCUUUCAGAGGAUGAACGGGAGAUUAUGACUAAACAAAUAAUGCAAGCCAUCUCAGAGAUGAUGAACUCUGAGUGCAUGCUGGAUCGGGACUACCAGGGCUGGGUGGACUUCGGACGCCGCAGCACAGAGUGAGACACGGCGAUGAGAGCUCAGCCUCGCUGCUUCUUGUUCACAUUUCAUACAAAGUCAAUGUUUUACUCUCACUGCAACUUUAUAAAUAAAACCUUUUUGCAGAAUUA
Epinephelus fuscoguttatus (brown-marbled grouper) is the source of this 664-nucleotide messenger RNA. RefSeq lists its product as uncharacterized. Gene Ontology annotation, biological process: digestion. The transcript is spliced from 3 exons. Gene Ontology annotation, cellular component: extracellular region; axon. NCBI's taxonomy places the organism in Eukaryota, Metazoa, Chordata, Actinopteri, Perciformes, Serranidae. Gene Ontology annotation, molecular function: neuropeptide hormone activity. The coding region runs from base 237 to 557 and encodes 106 amino acids. The record is from RefSeq and is a predicted model, not a curated record.